AUGACUUCCUUGGGCGACGACUUGCUUGUAACCGUCAACAAGCUCCAGGACUUGGUGUUCAAUACCAUUGGGAACGAUUCCUUGGAUUUGCCACAGAUUGUAGUCGUCGGCUCGCAAUCGUCCGGAAAAUCUUCAGUGCUUGAAAAUAUCGUUGGACGAGACUUCCUACCCAGAGGAAGCGGCAUUGUUACUAGACGGCCCUUGAUUCUCCAGCUCAUCAACGUUCCCUCGGACAGUGACGACGAAAAUGAACCACACACUGCCGGCAGUGUCCAACAACACGGAGAGUGGGGAGAAUUUCACCACCAGCCUGGCCGGAAAUACACCGAUUUCGCACAUAUAAAACAAGAGAUUGAGAACGAAACCGCGAGAAUAGCGGGAAAUAACAAGGGAAUUAACCGUCAGCCGAUAAACCUGAAGAUCUUCUCCCCACAUGUGCUUAAUUUGACUCUCGUGGAUCUUCCUGGCUUGACCAAAGUCCCGAUUGGUGACCAGCCUUCCGAUAUCGAAAAGCAGACACGGACGUUGAUUUCGGAAUAUAUUGCCAAGCCAAACAGCAUUAUCCUUGCUGUAUCUCCUGCGAACGUGGACAUUGUCAACUCUGAAGCUUUGAAGCUCGCUCGUCAUGUUGAUCCUGUUGGCAAGCGAACUAUUGGUGUGCUCACUAAGCUUGAUCUUAUGGACCAUGGAACCAACGCAAUGGAUAUCCUUACUGGCCGUGUCUACCCAUUGAAGCUGGGUUUCAUUGGAGUGGUUAACCGCUCUCAGCAGGAUAUCCAGGCAGGUAAAUCUCUGGCAGAGGCAUUGAAGUCCGAAGCUGAAUUCUUCCGGCAUCAUCCUGCCUACCGCAACAUGGCAAACCGAUGCGGUACCCAGUUCCUUGCUAAGAGCUUGAAUUCUACUCUCAUGUCACAUAUCCGUGACCGUCUGCCUGAUAUCAAAGCCCGCCUCAAUACGUUGAUGGGGCAAACCCAGCAGGAGCUAGCCAGCUACGGAAACAAACAAUUCAGUGGGCGAGAGCAUCGUGGCUCCCUGAUACUCCAGCUUAUGACACGGUUUGCUUCCUCUUUUAUAUCAUCCAUUGACGGAACCUCCUCCGAGAUAUCAACAAAGGAAUUAUGCGGCGGAGCAAGGAUUUACUACAUCUUUAAUUCCGUGUUUGGAAACUCCUUGGAGACAAUUGACCCCACCCACAACCUCUCUGUCCUAGAUAUUAGAACCGCCAUCCGCAAUUCAACCGGUCCCAGACCCAGUCUUUUUGUUCCAGAGCUUGCGUUUGACCUGCUUGUGAAGCCUCAGAUAAAACUCCUUGAAAUACCCAGCCAGCGCUGCGUUGAGCUUGUUUAUGAAGAACUUAUUAAAAUAUGCCAUACUUGUGGUUCAACCGAACUUUCUCGAUUCCCAAGGCUGCAGGCGAAGCUGAUCGAGGUCGUAUCUGACCUUCUCAGAGAGCGCCUGGGCCCGUGCUCAAGCUAUGUUGAAUCUCUUAUUUCUAUCCAGCGUGCAUACAUCAACACCAACCACCCUAACUUCCUUGGUGCAGCUGCCGCCAUGUCAUCUGUCAUUCAAAACAAACAGGAGAAAGAGAAACAGGCUGCUAUUGCCGAAGAAAAGAAAAAGCGGGAUAGACGGCGGCUGAAAGAGCUUGGGGCCGCGAAUGGAGUCGCUACCCCUGAUGAAGAGGAUAAUGUAGAAGAGAAACAACAGGCUCUUCCGGUCAGAGGACAUUCCUCGAAGGCAGCCAGGACUGGAUCACCACAUACUGGACGCAAUCCUGAAUCCAUAUCCUCUGCUCUCAACGGCCUCCAGUCUGCCUCUCCCCCACGAUUGGGAAGCCAGCACGGAAAUGCCAAAGAUUCGUUCUUAAACUACUUCUUCGGCAAAGACGGCCUGCCAGGCUCUACUCCUCCCCCAACAUCCUCUGGCCUCUCGCGCCAUGUCAGCCAUGCAAUGGAGCCUAGCUUCAGCCAGAGUUUCCGUCGAAAUGAAGUCCGGUCUCCAUCUAUUCCUCACUUCCCUGCUCCUCAAGAGGAAUACGCUCCAACCGAGUACGGUGAUAUGUCGUUAGCCAAUGACAACGCCGAACCAGUCCUAACAGACCGUGAGGCCCUGGAGACGGAGCUCAUCCGCCGCCUUAUUUCAUCUUACUUCAACAUUGUCCGUGAGACAAUAGCAGACCAAGUCCCCAAAGCCAUCAUGCACCUUCUCGUCAACCACAGCAAAGAAGUGGUUCAAAACCGCCUAGUCAGCGAACUUUACCGAGAAGAUCUAUUCCCUGAACUCCUUUACGAAGAUGACGGCAUCAAGGCUGAACGCGAGAAGUGCGAGAAGCUACUAGAAACCUAUAAAGAGGCCGCGAAGAUCGUGGGCGAGGUUUUGUAA
This is a messenger RNA of Trichophyton benhamiae CBS 112371, 2382 nucleotides long. RefSeq lists its product as uncharacterized. Bases 1 to 2382 code for a protein of 793 amino acids. Gene Ontology annotation, cellular component: microtubule; mitochondrion; peroxisome. The transcript has 3 exons. Gene Ontology annotation, biological process: mitochondrial fission; peroxisome fission. The record is from RefSeq and is a predicted model, not a curated record. Lineage: Eukaryota; Fungi; Ascomycota; Eurotiomycetes; Onygenales; Arthrodermataceae. Gene Ontology annotation, molecular function: GTPase activity; microtubule binding; GTP binding.